GGAUAAUGAUGUUUACGCUUGAAAGCUUGCUGGACGGCCACCACAGCGUGGUGAGAAUUGAUCUCGGUGUGAAAACGUUGUUUGCCUGACUUCUGAUUUGAGGUUCAUUCUGCGCUUUCCUUCAUUCCAACAAUUAAUAGCACAAAGGGAGCUCUGUAUUAAAAACUGAAAAUAGGGGGAAAAAAUGGGAGAGUGGAAAGACUACGUUGCGGCUCUUCUCAAAGAGGAAACCGUGGAAGAUGCCGCUGUCGUCGGCUGUUCAGAGAGCAAGGCUGUCUGGGCUUCCAGACCUGGUGGUGUUCUGGCAGCUGUCAGCCCACAAGAAGUGGAGAUACUGAUGGGAAAUGAUCGGACAUCCUUCCUGAGGACUGGCAUUACCAUAGGAGGUAAAAAAGCCUCGGUUAUCAGAGACUAUCUGAUGAUCGAUGAAGAUUCAGCCAUGGACAUCAGGACCAAGGGCGACGAAGGGAAGUCAAUAGCCGUGGGAAGGACAGCGAAGGCACUGGUGUUUCUGAUAGGGAAGAGAGGGGUCCAUGGGGGCUUACUGAACAAGAAAGUCCACGACAUUGUGAAGUAUCUCAAAGAGAGAGGGAUUUAAAUCUCCUGCACAGCAGUGCAAACAGGUUACAGAAACAAUAAUAAAUCACGUUCAUUUUACCAUU
This is a messenger RNA of Lepisosteus oculatus (spotted gar), 662 nucleotides long. Its product is annotated as profilin-3. The record is from RefSeq and is a predicted model, not a curated record. Gene Ontology annotation, cellular component: cytoplasm. Gene Ontology annotation, molecular function: actin binding. NCBI's taxonomy places the organism in Eukaryota, Metazoa, Chordata, Actinopteri, Semionotiformes, Lepisosteidae. Gene Ontology annotation, biological process: actin cytoskeleton organization; regulation of actin filament polymerization; positive regulation of actin filament bundle assembly.